UCUGUAGUUUAUUUGUUUUUUUUUUUUUGCUCUUUCGUCUGCUUGCGAGAAGAAUUUGAGAACUGAAACCCAGUCGCGGCUGUAGUCGCUGCCACGGCAUCAAAUCUCUGACAGCAUGUCGCCAGGACAUCAGAUAAUCGGAGCAAUCCAACUACUUCUACUACUACUUUGCAGCCUGCUGCUGCCCACUCCGAGCAUGACCAGCCUGCUGAAGACUGAAACGGAUGACUUUAUUGACUGGUGGCAGCAUGCUGUCUUCUAUCAGAUCUAUCCCAGAUCCUUUAAGGACAGCAAUGGUGAUGGCAUCGGUGAUUUGCAGGGCAUCAUCUCGAAGCUGCCGUAUCUGGCCGAAACUGGCAUUACGGCUACCUGGCUAAGUCCAAUUUUUCAAUCACCCAUGGUAGACUUUGGCUAUGAUAUAUCCGACUUUAAAUCUAUACAAUCGGAAUAUGGCAGCAUGUCUGACUUUGAGGAGCUGGUGCACACAGCCGCGCGACUGGGCAUCAAAAUCAUCCUGGACUUUGUGCCCAAUCACAGCUCCAAUCAGCACGAAUGGUUCAAGAAGUCAGCUGCUCGGGCGGCAGGCUUCGAGGAUUACUAUGUGUGGGCAGAUGGGCAGCUGGAUGAGCUGGGUGUUCGCCAGCCGCCAAACAAUUGGCAAUCGGUAUUCUAUGGCUCUGCCUGGGAGUGGAACGAGCAACGCAAGCAAUACUAUCUGCAUCAGUUCACCAAGGAGCAGCCGGAUCUGAACUUUCGUAAUCCCGUCGUGGUGCAGGCAAUGGAUGAGGUGCUGCUCUUCUGGCUGAACAAAGGCGUCGCUGGCUUUCGCAUUGAUGCAGUCAAUCAUUUGUUUGAGAAUGAAACCCUACCCGAUGAGCCACUUAGUGGCCAGUCGACUGAUCCAUUGUCCUACGAUUACACUAAGCACAUAUACACCAAGGAUUUGCCCGAGGUGCUGAGCAUGGUGCAGCACUGGCGCAAGCUGCUGGACGACUACACCGCCCAGCAUCCAGAGGAUAGCACUCGUAUAAUGAUGACUGAGGCGUAUGCCGGACUGACUGAGCUCAUGAAUUACUACGAGGACAGCAGCGGGAUAAUGGGCUCACAUUUGCCCUUCAACUUUCAUUUCAUCACGGAUGUGAAUAGGGAAUCGGAUGCCCGUGACUUUGUCUACAAUGUCGAGAAAUGGCUGAUCUAUAUGCCACGCGGGCACGCUGCCAAUUGGGUCAUAGGCAACCACGACAAUCCCCGUGUCGCCUCCCGCUUCGGGUCCGCCAGCGUCGAUGCGAUGAACAUGCUGCUGAUGACGCUACCCGGCGUUGCGGUCACCUACAAUGGCGAGGAGUUGGGCAUGGAGGAUUAUCGCGACAUCAGCUGGAAGGAAACAGUGGAUCCACCAGCACGCAAUGCGGGUGAACUUAAAUUUAAGAUGGUCUCCAGGGAUCCGGUGCGAACACCCUUUCAAUGGAGCAAUGCUACCAAUGCAGGUUUCUCAGAAGCUGCGAAGACCUGGCUGCCCGUGCAUCCAAACUAUCUGGAAAUGAAUCUGGAAGCGCAGCAGCAGGCUGCCAAGAGCCAUUACAGGGUAUACAGAUCACUGAUUGAAUUGCGAAAGUUGCCGAUUUUGAGACGUGGCAAGUUCUCCAUUGAACCCCUAUCCCGGGCAGUCUUUGCCUUUAAGCGCACUCUCAAGGACUACGACACAAUCAUCGUGGUUAUCAAUGUGAGUGGCAAGGAACAGUUGGUAAAUCUGACAGACUUCAUCGAUCGACCGCAGCAACUGAUUGUGGAAGUGGCCGGCGUGGAUUCCAGCUAUGAGCCUGGCGCUUUUAUCUUUUUGGCCAACAAUCGCAGUGUCAGCCAACAAUUGCGACUCUCAGCUUCUGCUGGCAUUGUCUUAACGGAGAAGCAGUGGGGCAUGAGUCCACAGCGUCGCGCUCUGGUUAGGCAGCUCAUCAAGUCAUUCAAUGUGGUGCUGGUGGCGCUGUUAAUGUACAAUUUGUGGCGUCACAAAUGGACUAAAGUGAAUUUCAAUUAGCCAUUUUGAUGUAUUGAGUAUUUUUUCGCGCACACUGAUUGAUUAAUUAAUUAAUAAA
Messenger RNA from Drosophila grimshawi, 2096 nucleotides. Its product is annotated as maltase 2. Lineage: Eukaryota; Metazoa; Arthropoda; Insecta; Diptera; Drosophilidae. The coding region runs from base 116 to 2038 and encodes 640 amino acids. The transcript is spliced from 7 exons. Gene Ontology annotation, biological process: carbohydrate metabolic process. The record is from RefSeq and is a predicted model, not a curated record.